UUGUCCGCGGCCGCUCGAUCAAGUCCAGCUCCGGCGGCGGCGCUCCCUCGAUCGCCGUGUCCACCGAUGGGGUCGGCCCGGGGAGUCGUAAGAACCAGCUCCGUGGUGCUCUGUUCAAGUACGGCCCCAAGCCUAUUCAGAUAUUUCACUAUUUACAAAAGGACAAUUCGUAAUGGAUCGAAAUACGAACCUUGCACAAGACUAUUCCUGAAAGCUCGAAAAAGAUAUGUGAUACUAUUCUUACCUAAUUUACAUUGAUUUUGCUAAACUUAUAUUAUUACUAUAUUUAUUUCUAACUUAAAACCCCUAUCCUGACUUUUUUUUUUAUUUUUCAGGUAUUUUCAGAGGAUUUUAUGCCUAAAUUAGGUGUACCACUCGGUACACUAUACCGUAUCGUAUUGAGCAAAGCUCGAAACUCUGGUACGGUUGCUUUCAAAACUGGUGAGUUCAACCAACAAGUCAUUUUUGUUGGUGGUUUGACAGAUGGAUUAUUGGCAACUGAAUACUUGGAACCUUUAUCUAUUGAGUUGGAAAAUGCAAAAUGGUCCCUGGUGCAACCUUUGCUGUCUUCAUCAUAUAUUGGAUAUGGCACUUCCAGCUUAGAUCAAGACUCCUUAGAGCUGGAUCAGUUAAUUGGUUACUUGAUAAAUAAGGAAAACUCUGAGGGUGUUGUGCUGCUUGGGCACAGUACUGGUUGCCAGGAUAUUGUGCAUUACUUAAGGACAAAUUUGGCAUGCUCCAAAGCAGUUCGUGGAGUAAUUUUGCAGGCCCCAGUCAGUGACCGAGAAUAUCGAGCCACUCUGCCUGAAACUGCUGAAAUGAUAGAUUUGGCAGCAAAAAUGAUUGGUGAAGGUAGGGGAAUGGAACUAAUGCCAAGGGAAGCAAAUCCAGAUGCGCCGAUAACUUCAUACAGGUACCACUCCCUUUGUGCUUACAUGGGAGAUGAUGACAUGUUCAGCUCAGAUCUCAGUGAUGACCAGUUGAGGUUGAGACUUGGUCACAUGUCAAGUACACCGUGCCAGGUUAUUUUCUCCAUGGCUGAUGAAUAUGUGCCAGACUAUGUCGAUAAGAAAGCACUGGUAGAACGACUCUGUCGAGCACUGGGUGGUGCAGAGAAGGUUGAAAUCGAUUGGGGAAAUCAUGGUCUCUCCAAUAGAGUUCAAGAGGCUGUCCAAGCCAUCAUGGACUUUGUUAAGAGGGAGGGACCGAAAGGAUGGGAUGAUCCCUGGAGCUAGCAAGCGUUUUAUUCAUCGUCAUUUCUUUCUUUCUUUGUUCGAUUUUUUUCCCAAUAUGUUUUGUAACAUGCUCUCCAAUUUUAGAGUUCCCUGUUAUAAAUUAUUACCGAGUCUUAUAGUUAAAUUGUGAAUAUAUUUGUCAUGCUGCGUGUAUUUGAUUGUAUGACUAGAAAUCUUAUUCUAGUUUCAAUGUAUUUAUGUAUUUAUUGGA
Musa acuminata AAA Group (dessert banana) is the source of this 1446-nucleotide messenger RNA. RefSeq names its product UPF0613 protein PB24D3.06c. The record is from RefSeq and is a predicted model, not a curated record. NCBI's taxonomy places the organism in Eukaryota, Viridiplantae, Streptophyta, Magnoliopsida, Zingiberales, Musaceae. Bases 354 to 1235 code for a protein of 293 amino acids. The transcript is spliced from 10 exons.